Messenger RNA from Syngnathus typhle (broad-nosed pipefish), 3650 nucleotides. RefSeq names its product SID1 transmembrane family, member 2 (gene sidt2). Bases 486 to 3113 code for a protein of 875 amino acids. Gene Ontology annotation, cellular component: membrane. The record is from RefSeq and is a predicted model, not a curated record. The transcript has 27 exons. Lineage: Eukaryota; Metazoa; Chordata; Actinopteri; Syngnathiformes; Syngnathidae.
GGCGCUAUUCAUGAACAUUUAUCCCCUCACACAUCACAAAGAGGCAAGGAGGAUGGUUUUAUGCCAAAUCACCACUACAGAAACACUCAGAUGAACCCACGGGAACGCCACACACCUGGACGCACCACUCGGACUUAAAACACUGCGAGCAGGCCUACUCGAUCACUCAAAUGACGUUCUCGGACUAAACUUCCAGAUCCAAACAUGGAGCUGCGGGCUAGCCGAUAUUGCUAAGAGUAGCAAAACAACAUAGCCGCCUGUCAGGAUUCCUCUAUUUUGCCGUGAGACUACAGUCUGUUGCAGUGCUGCUGUCUCCGAUCUUGUCACUUCACACCGUCCUGUUGUUAUUUUGGACCAAGACAGGACAUGACACAAUUUUGACAGUCAACUUGUUUACCUCGAGUCAUUUGAAUGGGGCGGCGGAGUUGCACAGUUCGUUUCGCUAUUUAAUUCCUGAACGGGUGUCGUUCACUGCUUCAAGGGAAAUGUUAAGAGACAAAAUGCUGUUGGGGAGUCACUGGAAGUCACGAUAUAAAAACACCUUUGGACCUGAUGCAGGAGUCCUGCUGUGGUUGUGCGUGGUGGCCCUGUUGGCUUGCGGCAAUGGUGCGUUAGGGGAGACCAAAUAUGUCAUUCAGAAAGAAGGCGAGUUUGAUGUUAUCUAUAAUGACACAGUUACGAGUGAAAAUCUGACGAUCUAUACCUUCAAUCACACCGUCUCCAGAACUAAGACGGAAGGAGUUCGUGUAUCCGUGGACGUACUGUCGCAGAACCUCAAGAGUCCGAUCCUGUUUGUGGUGCGACAGAAGCAAGCUGUGCUGUCCUUUCAGGUCCCCCUCAUCCUCAGAGGCCUGUAUCAGAGGAAGUACCCAUACGAUCAUUUGGGCCGCACAUUAUGCCAACCUCCAACACGGGCCGCAUCAGAGACCCAGUUCUUCUUUAUAGAUGUGUCGACACUUUCCAGCCAGGAUACAAACUACCAGCUUAGGGUCAGUCGCGUUGAAAGCUUCAUAUUGCAGACAGAAACGAAAUUCAGUUUCACUGCAUCCCCCUCCCAACCUCAGUACUUCAAGUAUGUAUUUCCUGAAGGGGUGGACACUGUGAUUGUGAAGGUCAGCUCGGACAUGAACUUCCCCUGCUCCGUUAUGUCCAUCCAAGACAUUCAGUGCCCCGUCUAUGACCUCGACAACAAUGUGGCCUUCAUUGGAAUGUAUCAGACUAUGACGAAAAAAGGUGCCAUCACAGUACAGAGAAAAGAUUUCCCCAGCAACAGUUUUUACGUGGUGGUUGUGGUAAAAACAGAAGACGAGGCCUGUGGGGGUCCACUGCGCUUCUACCCGCUACGCCCCGAUGAGCUGAUCGACGCUGGUAACCGCAGCAAAACCCUUGACGUGGUGGUCUCCCUUGCUAUAAAAUCAGAGGUAUAUGUGAUGGGCAUGCUACUAUGUCUUGGAAUUUUCCUCUCCUUCUACCUUGUCACUCUGCUGGUGGCCUGUGUGGCGAAUAAACGAGCCAGGAGGAGAGAGCUCUUUGAAAAUAUUGAUGACACAUCACCAGCUGAGACAGCUUCUCUGCUGGGGAAAAAUGGAGAUGACAAGGUUACAGCUUCACCAAAUGAAUACGGCUCCCUCGAUAGCACAGUCAGUUCGGAAGCAGUCACCGAGAGCGCCCCCUCACUUGACAGUGCGGCUUCAGCUGACCACUACAUGGGAAGGGAACCUUUUAAACGUCGACCAAUCGUCACUCAACUGCACCACACAACCAUCUGUAUUGAACGGACUGGUUGGAAAAGUGCCGGAAGAAGCAGACAAGAGUCAUUGAGCUCUAUAGAAGAAGAUGACUAUGACACACUGGAUGACAUCAACUCAGACAAAAAUAUUGUUCGCACCAAGAAGUAUCUUUGUGUGUCUGACCUGUCGCGCAAAGACAAGAGGGUCCUCAGCAAGAAAUAUCAAAUCUACUUCUGGAACAUCGCCACCAUCGCUGUGUUCUACGCUCUGCCUGUCAUCCAGCUGGUCAUCACAUAUCAAACGGUUGUCAAUGUCACGGGGAACCAGGAUAUCUGCUAUUACAAUUUCAUGUGCGCUCACCCUCUCGGAGCUCUCAGUGCGUUCAACAACAUCCUCAGCAACCUCGGCUACGUGAUGCUGGGCCUCCUCUUUCUCCUCAUCGUCCUCAAGAGAGACAUUGUUCACAAUCGAGCCCUGGCCUGUAAUGAAGUCAAUGCACUGGAAUGUGGCAUCCCAAAGCAUUUUGGUCUCUUCUAUGCCAUGGGCACCGCUCUCAUGAUGGAGGGCCUACUCAGCGCCUGCUACCAUGUCUGCCCCAACUACACCAACUUCCAGUUUGACACGUCCUUUAUGUAUAUGAUCGCUGGCCUGUGUAUGCUGAAGCUGUACCAGAAGAGACACCCCGACAUCAACGCCAGCGCUUACACUGCCUACGCCUGCCUGGCCGCAGUCAUCUUCUUCUCCGUGCUCGGAGUGGUGUUCGGGAGAGGUAACACUGUGUUUUGGAUCGUUUUCUCAGUCAUCCAUAUAUUGGCCACACUUCUCCUCAGCACACAGCUCUACUACAUGGGCAGAUGGAGGCUCGAUUCUGGCAUUGUGCGCAGGAUGGUUUAUGUCGUCUACACAGAUUGUAUUCGACAGUGCACCGGGCCCACGUACAUUGAUCGCAUGGUUCUGCUAGUAAUGGGCAACAUAGUCAACUGGUCCCUCGCUGCCUACGGCCUCAUCGAGAGACCCAAUGACUUUGCCUCCUACCUGCUGGCCAUCGCAAUCUGUAACCUUCUGCUCUACUUUGCCUUCUACAUCAUUAUGAAGCUGCGCAGCGGUGAGAGAAUCCAGUGUCUGGCGCUGGUGUGUAUUCUCUUCACGGCGGUGGUGUGGGGCUUUGCGCUCUAUUUCUUCUUCCAGGGUCUUAGCACCUGGCAGAAAACACCGGCAGAAUCUCGUGAGCACAACCGCGACUGCAUCCUGCUUUCAUUUUUCGACGAUCACGACAUUUGGCACUUCCUCUCUUCCAUCGCCAUGUUUGGCUCCUUCUUGGUUCUGCUCACUAUGGACGAUGACCUUGACACUGUCCAGAGAGACAAGAUCUACGUGUUUUAAAUUGGACACACCUGAAGCGCUCCUCAUUUGCCUUAUCGUCCUUUUUGGUCCGUCCACGUCCAAAAGCAGAGCCAGUAGCCUUUCCGGCCGUCACGGCCCCAUCAGCUGCUCGGGCGGGGUAGGUGCAAGGUCGCCCCUCCCUCCAAUCAACAGUUUAUCGAUGCUGAACAUUUCUCUCAUCUCGCUGCCAUCAAUAAUUGUAUUGCUGAUGUACUUGAUGUUUACUGUCUACAUUUGAGAUAUAUAUAUAUAUCCUAUUUUGCUCAAACUACAGCCUGAAUCUGAUUAUUGUUCACAAUGUACUGAAACAUGACUGAAAAUGAAUGUUUAUAUUUGUCAAAUGUCAUUUGCUAAAUGUGUUUUUACAAAUCCCAAUGGCAGGGUUUUAUCGUGUGAGUCACAAAGAAACCAGCCAAUGUAAUUAUAUUGUCAUGAUAGUUUCAGAUGCGAGAAAAGGUUCGGGGUUUUUUUGCAUUAAAAAAAUCAUGUCGGUUAUGUUAAUCAACGGUUAUUAAAUAAAGAUUCCUUGUCAUAUAA